UUAACAAUCUACCCUGCACAGCGUCAUCUUGUCUCCCUAACAGGAAGCCGCUGUGAGCCAAGGGAAAGGCAGAAGACAGAUAUGAAUGUGUUCCCAGGCUUUCCUGGUGGUUUAUGGCAUUCUCCAAACUCCUCUGCAAGGGCUAUUCCUGACCAAGAAGACCUCAGGAGACCAUCCCUGAAAUCAAGUCUGGAUGAAGAACUAAGAGGGAAAAAAUGAAUAUGGUUUUUGCUCACAGAAUGGAUAACAGCAAGCCACCUUUGGUUAUUCCUACACUUCUGGUGCUCCUUCAUAACCACAGCUGCACUGAAACAGCCACACCUCAGCCAAGCCAUGACCUGACGGAAUUCUCUGAGGAGCACAGCUGGAUGAGCAACAGAACAGAACUUCAGUAUGGACUGAAACCCGGGGAGGUGGCCACAGCCAGCAUUUUCUUUGGGACUUUGUGGUUGUUUUCUAUCUUCGGCAAUUCUCUGGUUUGCUUGGUCAUCCACAGGAGUAGGAGGACUCAGUCCACCACCAACUACUUUGUGGUCUCCAUGGCAUGCGCUGAUCUUCUCAUCACCAUUGCCAGCACGCCCUUCGUCCUGCUCCAGUUCACCACUGGAAGGUGGACACUGGGCAGUGUGAUGUGCAAGGUCGUGAGAUAUUUUCAGUAUCUCACUCCAGGCGUCCAGAUCUAUGUUCUUCUCUCCAUCUGCUUAGACCGGUUCUACACCAUUGUCUAUCCUCUGAGCUUCAAGGUAUCCAGAGAAAAAGCCAAGAAAAUGAUCGCAGCAUCAUGGGUCUUUAAUGCGGCUUUUGUGACCCCCAUGUUCUUUUUCUUUGGCUCCAACUGGGACAGUCAUUGUAACUAUUUCCUCCCUUCCUCAUGGGAAGGAACUGCUUAUACCAUCAUCCACUUCCUGGUAGGCUUUGUGAUGCCAUCUGUCCUCAUAAUCUUAUUUUACCAAAAGGUCAUAAAGUAUAUUUGGAGGAUAGGCACUGAUGGCCGAACUGUAAGGAGGACGAUGAACAUUGUUCCGAGGACAAAAGUGAAAACUAUCAAGAUGUUCCUCAUUUUAAAUCUAUUGUUCUUGCUUUCCUGGCUGCCUUUUCAUGUUGCUCAGCUGUGGCACCCCUAUGAACAAGACUAUAAGAAAAGUUCCCUUGUUUUUACAGCUAUCACAUGGAUAUCCUUUAGUUCUUCAGCUUCUAAACCUACUCUGUAUUCAAUUUAUAACGCCAAUUUUCGGAGAGGGAUGAAAGAGACUUUUUGCAUGUCCUCGAUGAAAUGUUACCGAAGCAAUGCCUAUACUAUCACAACUAGUUCAAGGAUGGCCAAAAAAAACUAUGUUGGCAUCUCAGAAAUCCCACCCAUGGCCAAAACCAUAACCAAAGACUCAAUCUAUGAUUCAUUUGAUAGAGAGGCCAAGGAAAAAAAGCUUGCUUGGCCCAUUAACUCAAAUCCACCAAAUACUUUUGUCUAAUUUCACAGAAUUCUUUCAAUUGUUAUAUGCCAGAGAUUAAAAAACUUUCACUAUAAAAACAGAAGCUAUUUACCUAUUUUUUUCACUCAACUUUCUGAGGGAAAUGUUUUAUUUUGUACAAUGCAUUCAAUUAUUGAUUAUUGAUUUUUGUGGAUUCUAAUUUUUCAUUCUAGUUUUGUUAGCAUUUUAUUUUAGGAAAAUCAUUCACUUUGAACUAUAGUCAACAGUCUUGUCUAGUGUCUUGGUUACAUGAAUAAAAAAGAAAAUGCUUUCCUACUUCUUAUUUCAUUAGAAAAAAACAUGAACCAUACACACAGUCUUUGAUUAAUGAUUCAACCUAGUUUUGUUUCCUUUUCAUCUUCUCUACUGAAUUUUUAUAACUAUGGGCUUUUGUUCCGGAUGAAAUCUCUGUUACCCAUUUGAGAAACUGGUAUUCCCUCCACUAAGCAACAUCUAGGAAGGGUUACUAUUAUAUAUUUUCCUUAUUGCCUUCUUCCAAAUAACUACUGGUCAGUUAUAUUAUGGAAAGUACCACAUAUAUUGAAACUUUCUGGGAGGCCCAUGAUUGGAUUUUAAUCAGGAUUCUUAGGGAAAGAAAGCUUACAGAGUUACCUUAUUUCUCCCUCUUUUUCUCUUGUUUUCAUCCUUGAAGAUUUGAACAUUUUAAAGUGAACACAAUGUUUUAUUCACAUCUCUGUCCCAUCUAGGCUGUGUCCACAUCAUUUACCUCCCUUUUUGGGGUUAUAUACAAGUAAAGAAGCAGGUGUCCUUGCCAGGCAUGCUCAGAAAAUGCCAGCGGGUGAAAUGACAGGUGGCAGCGUUCUGCAGUUCAGGCAGAAAUCUUUGGCUGCCCAGCCCCACUCCUACACACCAAGAUGGCAAGAGCAAGGACUACCUUCUUCUGCUCUUAGAAACUCCAGUCAGAACCUCCUUCCCCUCAUCUCUCCACAUCACAACACCAUACCCUGACUAAGCUCAAAUUCUUCUUUGCCUGUAAUAACUAGGGAUAUUUUUCUCUGGUUUUCAAGUGUCUAUUAUUUCAAAUCUGGGACCAGCCAGCACAUUUUAAAAAUAUUUUUAUCUAAACAAUAAAGGCCUGGCUUGGUGCCCGUAGCUCAGUGAAUAGGGCGCCAGCCACAUACACCAAAGCUGGUGGGUUAGAGCCCGGCCCCGGCCUCCUAAACAGUAAUGAUAACUACAACCAAAAAAUAGUCAGGCAUUGUGGCGGGCACCUGUAUUCCCAGCUACUUGGGAGACUGGGCUGAGUCAAGAGAAUCACUUGGGCCCAAGAGUUGGAGGUUGCUGUGAGCUGUGAUGCUACAGCACUCUACCAAGAAUGACAUAAUGAGAGUCUGUCUCAAAAAAAAAAAACAAAAAACAAUAAAGGCCUUAUAGACAAGAAUGAUGUGUAUUUUUAUGCUCUAGUUAACAAGAGCUACAAAUAAUAACUCCAGUUGUUCAGCAAUUUUACAUGCAUUUUAACCUCUCAACAAUUCUGUAAUGUAUUUAUUAUUGCCUAUUUUAUAGAUGAGGAAACUAGAAUCAAAAGUUAUGUGACUUGCCCAAAUUUGAACGUGAC
Molecule: messenger RNA, 3048 nt
Organism: Nycticebus coucang (slow loris)
Lineage: Eukaryota; Metazoa; Chordata; Mammalia; Primates; Lorisidae
Gene: GPR19
Product: G protein-coupled receptor 19
Exons: 2
Coding region: 216-1469 (417 amino acids)
Biological process (GO): G protein-coupled receptor signaling pathway
Cellular component (GO): plasma membrane
Molecular function (GO): G protein-coupled receptor activity
Source: RefSeq, a predicted model, not a curated record